AUGCACCGCUCCUCUAACGGCUCCUUCUCCGGCUCCUUCUCCGUUUCCCCCGGCGAGUCGCCCGCGGCCGACCGGACUCGACCUGCGGACCGGACCUGGGACUUCUCCCUCUCGGAGAGAACUUCCCUGUCCCUCUUCCUGGUGUUUCUGGGCUGUGCCCUUGUUUCUCUGACGGCCAACGGACUGCUCUUCUUCCUGACGGCGAGGUACAAGCAGCUCCUCUGGCAGCCUCAGUACAUCCUGCUGAGCAACAUGUCCGCCUGUGGUUUGGGGACGACCUUCCUCACCACGUGUGCCGUGCUGUGGUCCGUGGUGCGUGAGCAGACUCAGGGGUUCGGAUGCUGGUGCGUCGUUCAGUUCUGUGUCCUGCGUUGUUUCUUCCUGACGUCCCAGAUGUCUCUCGCCCUCAUGGCCGUGGAACGCUACAUAUUCAUCUGCCACGGCAUCCACUACCUCCGGCUGAUCAACGCCAGCAGCGUGCACCUGGGGUUGGGACUCCUCUGGCUGCUCGGCUUGGCGGCGAGCGUUCACGGCGGCUUGGUGCUGAACCAGAUCGAGCUCCGCCUCCAGCAGCAAAGCAGCGGGUUCAUGUGCGACGCCAGCGCCAUCAGGGAACUCCUCCCUUUUACCGUGGAAGAGAACCUGCACCUGUACGCGCCCGUGUGUGUCAUCACAACUUCCUGCAUCCUGACCAUCUGCUGCUGCUACGGCUGCAUGUACCGGGCGGCGCUGAGGGCGAGCGCGGCGCUGAAGUGCAAUAACCACCGAGCCAACUGCACCGUGGGACUCUACCUCCUCAUGUUCCUGCUGCAGAUGCUGCCCAGCGUGUUUUUCGUCAACCUCAUAGUGAUGAGGAAAACCAGGCCGCCCACCUGGUGGAUCCUCACGCCCUUACUGACGCCGCUGAUCUUCACCACGUCCCCGUGCAUCACCGCGGCGUUCCUCCUCAUCCGCAACCCGCAGAUCAAGCAGCUGCUCUUUACCUUGUGCCGUCAGAGGUGUGCGUGGACGGUGGUCUCGGAGGUGGAGGUUCUCCAGCAGAGCACGGUGGUCUCGGAGGUGGAGGUUCUCCAGCAGAACACGAGUCAGGACGAAGAGGAACAGCACGGACAGAGCGAGAGCUUCACACAUCCGGUUUCACCUCCACCGUUACCAGGAAUCGCUCAGAGGACCUGA
This is a messenger RNA of Limanda limanda (common dab), 1176 nucleotides long. RefSeq names its product olfactory receptor 2B11-like. Gene Ontology annotation, biological process: G protein-coupled receptor signaling pathway. Gene Ontology annotation, molecular function: G protein-coupled receptor activity. Lineage: Eukaryota; Metazoa; Chordata; Actinopteri; Pleuronectiformes; Pleuronectidae. The transcript has a single exon. The record is from RefSeq and is a predicted model, not a curated record. Bases 1 to 1176 code for a protein of 391 amino acids. Gene Ontology annotation, cellular component: membrane.